AUGUUGUUUAUUUCAUUGUUAUGUUCAUUUAUUCUGUAUUAUUGUAUAUACAGAGUUAUUUUCUCAAACGACUUACAAAAUGAAUCCUUUUUGGAAACUGACAAGUGCCCUGCUUGUUUUGGCUCUUCUGCUUGUGGUAUGCUCUUAGACAAUCAUAUAAAGCUUACUGGAUGGUCUAAAGUAAGAUUUUUGGAUGUAGUAAAUGUGAAAAAUGUUCAUUUUGGAAAACACAUCUAUAGUGAAGAGGAUGUUGUAUUGAAGAAGUUAGCUCUAAACAACGAACUAGUCAAGGUUGAUAAUGCUCUGUGUAAAGAUGCUAACAGACCAGAAGGUUGUGAUAUCGCACGAGUGAUUUACAAAACAAACACAGCCCAUGCCUUGAAAGAUAAACCAAUACUACCAAAACAUUUAAAUAGUUUAGAAAUUGGGAUGUUUACAUGUGGUAGCUAUAGAUUAUUAGAUAAAUUAUGGAGUAAAUACCAAGAAAAACAACCUAAUAAUGUUAUUUUAUAUAGAGAUAAAGUACAACUAAUGUAUAUAUCUAUGGUGAAUACUGAAUCACUUCUUAUGCAGACGUUUCCUGCAAGUGAUGGCUGGCCAUUCCCAAAAUAUUAUGGUGCAUGUGGGAGAUUUGUGGUUUUAGAAAAUGCUGGAAAACCUUUAACUGAAUAUUAUAAUGCUCCAUUUUCUACAAGGGUUGAUUUAGCUUAUCAGUUGAUGAAAAUGGCUAUUUUAAUGAGUGAAAAUAAAGAAGAUUUUAUAUUAUACUGGACUGAUAUACAGUAUGAAAAUUUUGCUGUUGAUGUUGCUGGUAAAGUGAAAAUAAUUGAUGCUGAAAAUAUCAUUGUUGUUGAUAAAAUGGCUAUCGAAGCUAAACAACCAUUAGGCUGGUCGGAACCGUAUGAAAGUAAGUUUGAUGAUUGUGAAGGUCGGAACUGUUUAACAUUUAGUACUGAUAAUCUAUGUCGGCAUAUGUCUUCAGACCAUAACUAUUAUGCGUUAUGCCGUAACUUACUGUCCAAAUAUGGCACGGAGCCGGGAAUGUCAGGAGGUUUGUUACAUGAUAUGCCAAAAUAUGCCGAGGAUGAUUGGGAUUUACUGAAUUUGCUCAAUGAAUGUGCUUAUCCUUCUAAACCUAAUGGUAGAUUUAUAGUUAAAGAAACACUUCUAAGUGCUUUUGACAAUUUACGAAAUGUGGACAAAGUCAAAGACGUCAAAUUUGGAGAAACACAAAAUGAUGUGAAAAUUAAUUCUAAACAUAACUCAGUGAAAAAAAUAAUAAAUUCUAUUGCAGAUGAAACUAAGUGA
This is a messenger RNA of Lottia gigantea (owl limpet), 1308 nucleotides long. RefSeq lists its product as hypothetical. The transcript has 4 exons. NCBI's taxonomy places the organism in Eukaryota, Metazoa, Mollusca, Gastropoda, Lottiidae. Bases 1 to 1308 code for a protein of 435 amino acids. The record is from RefSeq and is a predicted model, not a curated record.